This is a messenger RNA of Saccoglossus kowalevskii, 2286 nucleotides long. RefSeq names its product low-density lipoprotein receptor-related protein 2-like. NCBI's taxonomy places the organism in Eukaryota, Metazoa, Hemichordata, Enteropneusta, Harrimaniidae. Gene Ontology annotation, biological process: receptor-mediated endocytosis. The record is from RefSeq and is a predicted model, not a curated record. Gene Ontology annotation, cellular component: signaling receptor complex; apical plasma membrane; plasma membrane. Gene Ontology annotation, molecular function: calcium ion binding; hormone binding; protein binding.
AUGCCUGGACCGAGACUUGCUCAGUCUUGUUCACCUGGACAGUUCCAAUGUAGUACACUUUGUAUACCCGUUUCAUGGGUGUGUGAUGGAGAGGCUGAUUGCCAAGAUGCACAGGAUGAAAAAGACUGUGAGAUGAAAGAUUGCCAAGAUGAUGAAUUUAGAUGUACAAAUGGACGGUGCAUUUCCCAUGAUCUGCAUUGCGAUCAAACUGACGAUUGUGGAGAUGCAACUGAUGAGCAGGAAUGUGUGUCGACGUGUAGCAGUGAAGAUUUCACCUGUUUAUCUGACGGAAGAUGUCUUCCAAUUAGUUGGGUAUGUGAUGGCGAUGACGACUGCGCUGAUGGAUUAGAUGAAUUGCACUGUGAACACCUCGACAACAAUUGUGAACCAUCAAUGUUCCAAUGCAAAUAUAGUUGUAUUCCAUUAAGAUGGAUUUGUGAUGGUGAAGCAGACUGCCAUGAAGGCACAGAUGAGGAGAACUGUAGUGAUAUUUGUAACGAUGAUAACUAUCAGUGCGGCUCCGGUGAGUGUAUACCCAAAUACUGGCAAUGUGACGGCACUAGUGACUGUGAUGAUGCUUCAGAUGAAAACUGUACAAUUGCUGAUACUUCACAAUGUUUGCAGACACAAUUUGAAUGCAGCAAUGGGAACUGUGUGUUGAUGGAAUACGUCUGUAAUGGACAUGAUGAUUGUGGUGAUCAAAGUGAUGAAAAUUGUGGACAUAACGAAUGUGAUGAUGAUAAUGGUGGAUGCAGUCACAUUUGUGUUACUAUCCCAACGUCAUACCGUUGUGAGUGUCCUCUAGGAUUUUCACUUGGACUUGAUAAUCAUACAUGUCAAGACACCAAUGAAUGCAUUGAUAGUUUUGGUAUUUGCAGUCAUGAAUGUGCAAAUACACUUGGUUCAUAUCAGUGUAGUUGUAAACAAGGCUACUUGUUAGAAGUGGAUGGUGUAUCUUGUAAGGCAACAGGUUCUGAAUCUAAACUCAUCUUUACUGACAAGAGUGAAGUCAGAAUAUUCAGUCUUCAUUCUCAGCUUGAAUAUCAAACUAUCGUAUCAGGGAACCCUAUGUUAUCUGCGCUUGAUUUUGAUUGGAUGACUCAGCACAUUUAUUAUGCUAAUUUAACGGACCAAAGUAUUUAUGAAAUUUCAUUGGUUGAGAAGACUGCCACUGCCAGUAUUCUUUUAGCAGGAGUUGGUUUAAUAGAAGGUAUGUCUUUUGACUGGACAACAAAACAGAUAUACUUUACUAAAAGUACUCCUGGUCAAAUAGUAGUGGCAACUCUUGAUAAACAACUCAAAGUAUUGAUCCAAACAGCAUUAGAAGAACCAAGAGCUAUUGUACUGGAUCCUGAACACAGGUACAUGUACUGGAGUGAUUGGGGUGUUGUUCCUAAGAUUGAAAAAGCUGGAAUGGAUGGAAGUGAUCGAGAAGUCAUAGUGAGUCAAAAUUUGAUGUGGCCAAAUGGUUUAACUAUUGACUAUGCAACAGGCAGGUUGUUUUGGACCGAUGGAAAAUUGAAGUUACUGGAGUCUUGUGACUUAGCUGGUAAAGAUCGACAGGUUGUGAAAGAAAUUGGCUUGCUUUAUCCAUUUGCUUUGACUGUAUUUGAGAACAAUGUAUACUGGUCUGAUUCAGCAACCAACACAAUCCAUAGUGCUCAUAAAUACACUGGACAUAAUGAUACAGUUAUUUUGGCAACAUGGAAGCCAAGAGAUGUAAAAGUUUUUCAUGAGCUCAGACAACCACGUCUUGAAGAUUCUAAUGUAUGUCUGAAAGAUGGAGCACCGGUUUGCAGUCAUUUCUGUCUCUUGUCUCCCAUGGCAACAUCCGGUUUUGUUUGUUCCUGCCCAGAAGACUUGUAUCUCAAUAGCAAUGGCAAUGAGUGUAUUGCUUUAUCAGUAAUCUACACAGACCAUUCUGCUAUACACGUGUUAACAUGGCCCGCCAUUGAUAAUCAGCUGUUGCCAAUUGAGACAGCGUUAAACAGUGUGUUAUCAUUUGAUAUCGACUGGACCAGACGCUUGUUAUAUUGGACUGAUGUUGAAACUGGGAAUCUUCUGAGAUGCGACUUAGAUGGGAAAAAUGUGAAGAGUAUUCUGACAAAUGAGUUUAUUCUCAGUGAGACGGUGAGAGUUGAUGAGAGUACAGGUAAUAUCUACUGGACAGAUGUCAUGAGGAAAACUAUAGAAGUUAUCAGUAAUGAUGGGAGCAUGCGUAAAAUUAUAAUAAAAGACGAGAUUGAAAUGGUGAGAGGAUUGGCUUUGUAUGUUGAGGAAGGGUGA